AAUGGCUCAUUUACUGGCUGAAACUCGGUGAUGACAACACGAAAAGGCCAUAGCAACACUUGGGAGAUUUGUAACAGACGGGAGGUUCGGCCUUGGGAAGGACUUUCUCCACAACGACGCAAACUUUGGCCAUGGGGCUGAAACAGCAGCCUGGGCUGCUGCUGAAGCGCGUCCGUCUGAACCAAUCACAGAGGCGCUUUGACCCCUCUCUAAUCCAGGACGUCGCUGGCAGGUGCGCAGCAGCACCGGUACCGAGCAUUUCACCGGUUCUGUCUAGUCUGGCGGCUGGCCGCGAGUCAGUCAUCACCGCUCCACCUCCGUCUGACUGUGAGCCGCAGCCAUUGACAUGGAGAGGAGCUCCGGGACUGAAGGUCGCGGGUUUCUCUGCCCUGAGAAACAUGUUCGUGCGAGAACUGAAUACCUCCUCCAGGGUCUUCCAAUACGACCUGAAACCAGACAUACCAAAAGCCGAAGGCCGCAAGCUGUUUUUUGACACUCACGCGGUUGUGCGACUCCUCGAGGAAAACGGAUUCAGCACUCAGCAAGCUGAAGUGUUGGUUAAAGUGCUGAUCGGGACGACAAACUCCAACAUGGAUUUGGUUUAUACUGACAUGGUGACCAAAGUGCAACAGGAAAUCAUGUUGCAGCAAGUAAUGUCUAAAAUAGCAGCUGUAAAAAAGGACAUGAUUAUCCUUGAGAAGAGCGAGUUCUUCACUCUUCUCACUGAAAAUGAGAAACUCAAGAUCCAGUUAUUCCAGCUCAAAAUCCAAUUGGCUGAUGUGAUGAACAAAGUACGCUCGGAUAAUAUUUUGGACUUGAAUUUGGAGAAAAGCCGCGCAAAAGAGCUGAAAGCAGAACAUGAAAAGAAGCUUCUGGAAACAAGAACUGAAAUUCUGGAAAUGACGGCAGAGCAGGAUCGCCAUCUAACCCAAAUCAACAUGAAAAUAGACACAGAAGUAGCUGGUCUGAAAACCAUGCUGGAGUCUCAUAAACUGGACACCAUCAAAUAUCUCGCUGGUUCAGUGUUCACCUGCCUCACUGUGAUUUUGGGUUUUUACCGAAUUUGGAUGUGAGAGGAAGUUAACGACGACUGCAACGGCGCCGACAGUGAACUUGUAACAGCGGAAGAGCAGCUAUUUCGUGAUGAAUCUCAAUUUCAUUCCCAUUAUUCUUUUUUUAUUUACGGACAAUCCAAACAUUCUGGCGUCUGAGAAAAAAAAAUCAGAUCUUAUUUUUCUGCUUUUUGGUUUCAGUUAAUCAUACAGUAUUUCUCUCUUUCACAGAUACUUUGCAUUCCCUACCUGUAAAAAACAGUUGUGCAUUUCUUACAAUGGUUUUUAGUUUUUCUAAGGUAAUGGAUGCAUUUCAUAACAUUUAUUUCCUACCAGUAUUUAUUCAUAAUGUCAGCGUAUUUCCUCUGCACACUCAAGACGACAAAAAGGACUCAAAUGAUGUUAUGAUGUACUGAAAGUUGUGAUUAACUCUCAGUAACGUCAUUAUCUUGUUUUAGUGAAUCUCAUCUGGUCAUCAGUAAAACCUUUUGACGAUUAUAAAUGUAUUAUUAUGAGUAGGUGCAUAUUAGCAAUUGUAUUUUUAUUUCAUUUUUAAAAAAAUUAAUUUUCAACAAAGCCAAUUGUUUAAUCGAAUCAUUUUAAAAGUGUGUAUUUUUGUACCUUGCACAUGUUUAUAUGCAUAUCAUGCUGUACAUGUUAUAUUGUUUUUGGUUUCAGUUAAUAACAUGUUUUAAUUAAUUUUCAGAUUAUGUUUAAUUAAAAUUUAAUUGCAAUCAACCAAACUUACUUAAAAUCAGCUCCGGUGGUGUCGAAAUUAUGUAUAAAUAUAUAUAUUUUUUGUCAAGUCUGGCAGAGCUUUGAAAGCAAUAUUUCAAUAAUUAUUCACUUUUUGCACAAAUAAACGCGCAAAAAAACCAACUUCAUGGCUUUAUUAGCCUGAUCCAACUCUUCAUCCGAAGGUUUCUAUUUCUAACUUACUGAAUAUCAUUUUAUGGUAAUCAGUUUAACUGAGUUUUCUUUUUCUUUUCUAUUCAAGGAGCUUUUUUGUUUAUAAUGUUGAAUAAAAAGAUUUCACUUA
This is a messenger RNA of Poeciliopsis prolifica (blackstripe livebearer), 2091 nucleotides long. RefSeq names its product mitochondrial calcium uniporter regulator 1 (gene mcur1). The transcript is spliced from 9 exons. NCBI's taxonomy places the organism in Eukaryota, Metazoa, Chordata, Actinopteri, Cyprinodontiformes, Poeciliidae. The coding region runs from base 132 to 1073 and encodes 313 amino acids. Gene Ontology annotation, biological process: calcium import into the mitochondrion; positive regulation of mitochondrial calcium ion concentration. Gene Ontology annotation, cellular component: mitochondrion; mitochondrial inner membrane. The record is from RefSeq and is a predicted model, not a curated record.